CUCUCUUGUGCUCUGUGCAGGUUCGUGAGAAGCCUAGAUUUCCAAAAUGAAUAAAGAUGCCCAGAUGAGAGCAUCCAUUAACCAAAAGCUAAUAGAAACAGGAGAGCGAGAACGCCUUAAAGAGUUGCUGAGAGCCAAAUUAAUUGAAUGCGGCUGGAAGGAUCAGUUGAAGGCACACUGCAAAGAUGUCAUUAAAGAAAAAGGAUUAGAGCAUGUUACUGUCGAUGAUUUGGUGGCAGAAAUCACUCCCAAAGGCCGAGCCUUGGUACCAGACAGUGUAAAGAAAGAACUCUUGCAAAGAAUAAGAACCUUCCUUGCCCAACAUGCCAGUCUUUAACUUUGACCUUUGUCUGUGACACAGUGUUUCAGUUUCUAUAUUAAGUCAAUCAUGUCAGGUUUGGAACGCAGUUUACAUACUUAAGGAUGGAAAAUCAUUAUAUUUUUUUUUUUGUAUGAUGAGUUGAAGUUUCUUUGCACUGCAUCAAUUUCUUAAAUUUGGUGUUUUAAUAAAAAAAUUUGUGGACUU
This is a messenger RNA of Tauraco erythrolophus (red-crested turaco), 526 nucleotides long. It is a transcript of the gene ENY2, whose product is annotated as ENY2 transcription and export complex 2 subunit. Gene Ontology annotation, cellular component: SAGA complex; nuclear pore. Gene Ontology annotation, biological process: positive regulation of DNA-templated transcription; mRNA export from nucleus. The record is from RefSeq and is a predicted model, not a curated record. Gene Ontology annotation, molecular function: transcription coactivator activity. NCBI's taxonomy places the organism in Eukaryota, Metazoa, Chordata, Aves, Musophagiformes, Musophagidae.